UGCAAGCGGUUGUUUGACUUAAAAGUACCUGAUGAGUAUAGUUCAAAUAUUGGGAAUUGCGUAUCAAUGGAUGAAUUGAAGGUCAUAGGUCUCAAAUCUCAUGAUUGCCAUGUGCUAAUGCUUUAGUUGUUGCCUGUAGCCUUAAAGGGUUUACUACCAACUAGACCAAGAAAUGCGAUACUUCACCUUUGCGCAUUCUUCAAUAGAUUGUGUCAAAGAGUUAUUGAUCAAGAAGAAAUGGCAUCCCUUGAGGAUGGGGUGGUUGAAACGUUAUGCAUGCUUGAGAGGUUUUUUCCACCCUCGUUCUUUGAUAUCAUGGUGCACUUAACAAUUCACUUAGGACGAGAAGUAUGACUUUGCGGGCCAGUCCAAUAUCGUUGGAUGUACCUUUUUGAGUGGUGAACCCUUUUAGUUUUUUUUAAUGAAUAAUCAUCUAUGUUUCUGUCCAUCAUCUAUGAUUGUAUAAUGUGAAUGUACUUUUCUUCAUGAUUAGACAUAUGAAGAUAUACAAAUGAAGUGUUAGGAAUCAUGCACGACCUGAAGGUUGUAUAGCAGAACGCUACCUCGUACAAGAGUGUAUAACAUUUUGCAGCCGACACAUGAAAUCUGUGGAAACAACCAAUAGGGGACCUCGCAAUCAAGAUUUUGAGAACGAUGUAAUUCUCGAAGGUCGUCCAAUUUCAGCUGCCACUUCCAUCACAUUGACCGAUGAAGUUUUAGAAAGUGCACAUCGUUACGUGUUAUUCAAUGCAGCCAUAGUGGAACCUUAUUUGGAGAUGCAUAUAGAGGAGUUAAAGAACUCAGAUACUAGUCUUGGUCUUCAAAAAAAUAAAAGUUUACUUUUGAAAAGGCACACUGACAACUUUUCAAAAUGGUUGAGGGAAAAGAUUCAGGUAAAAGCAUGCACAAAUAAUGAAUUGGAGAUACUACAAUGGCUUGCUAAUGGUCCUAGAAAGCAUGCCAUGGGUUAUACGGGUUAUAUCAUCAAUGGGCAGCGGUUCCACACAAAGGAAGCUGAGAAAUCAACCCAAAAUAGUGGUGUUUCCAUUGACGCGACAACUUUUAGUGUCCAACACUUGCUUAUUGAUCCUUGCUUUGGCCUUUCACGAGCCGUCGGGUCACCUCCGGGUCUUCAUAGCUUUGGCGUUUGGGACUUGAUUACCCUUAAGGGUUAUCCACGAUGCUAA
Molecule: messenger RNA, 1187 nt
Organism: Rhododendron vialii
Lineage: Eukaryota; Viridiplantae; Streptophyta; Magnoliopsida; Ericales; Ericaceae
Exons: 3
Coding region: 600-1187 (195 amino acids)
Source: RefSeq, a predicted model, not a curated record